Engraulis encrasicolus (European anchovy) is the source of this 8255-nucleotide messenger RNA. It is a transcript of the gene sack1ha, whose product is annotated as family with sequence similarity 83 member Ha. Gene Ontology annotation, biological process: protein localization to cytoskeleton; signal transduction; positive regulation of cell migration. Lineage: Eukaryota; Metazoa; Chordata; Actinopteri; Clupeiformes; Engraulidae. Gene Ontology annotation, cellular component: keratin filament. The transcript is spliced from 7 exons. The record is from RefSeq and is a predicted model, not a curated record. The coding region runs from base 250 to 6177 and encodes 1975 amino acids. Gene Ontology annotation, molecular function: protein kinase binding; keratin filament binding.
UCACAGGACAGCGAUGCAGCUUUUUUCAUAACUAGGCUUCUCUUCUUUCGCUCGCCCUGGAAAAGCAACCAACACGACAAGAAACUGGUUCUGCCGGCGCAGAGAUGUAACAUUGUUUCACAGGGCAGCCCGUAUUCGAAACAGCAAUAGCGCGUUGAUGUACCGGGUCAGCUAAUAUGACAUUAGGCCUACAAUAACAAAUCUGUGUGAGCAGGGGAAAACACAGUCGUUUCAACAGCUGGACGCACCAUGGCUCGGCGAUCCCAGUGCUCCUCGGCAGGGGAUAACCCCCUGGAUCCCAACUACCUACACCCUCAUUACCGAGAGGAGUAUCGCAUGGCCAUCGAUGCUUUGGUGGAAAAUGACCUGGAGGGCUAUCUGGAGUUCUUGAAGUCGGCAGACGUUGUGGAUUUUCUCUCCAGGCUGGAAAUUGAGCAUAUUCAAAACCAUGUGCAAAACCCUCAACACGCGGAUAAACCACCGGGCGCGACCGGCGAGGGAGAUGGCGCGUCAGGCGAGGGCUCUUCGGAUACGUACUGGCCCAUGCAUUCGGAUACCGAUGCCCCGAGCCUGGACCUGGGCUGGCCCCAACCUAUGCACUUUUUUGGGCCGACGGAGAUCACUACAUUCGUCAACCCCCCUGACCCGGCCAUGCCCAGCAUCAAGACCCAGGCGCGCAGGCUGAUCAAAGACGCACAACUAGUGGUCGCCAUAGCCAUGGACAUCUUCACGGAUGUGGACAUAUUUGCUGAGCUGCUAGAGGCUGCUACCAUGCGUAACGUGGCCGUUUACAUCAUCCUGGACCAGCAGAACGCCCAUCACUUCACCAACAUGGUCGCCAACUGCAGAGUCAACCUGGAACAAAUCAAAUGUAUGCGUGUGAGGACAGUGGCGGGCAGCACUUACCGUUGCCGUACGGGGAAGUCCAUCCAGGGGCAAAUGAUGAACCGCUUCCUACUCAUCGACAGCCGAGCUGUUUUAGGCGGCAACUACAGCUUCAUGUGGUCGUAUGAGAAGCUCCACCGCUGCAUGGCACACCUGUUCCUCGGCCAGCUCGUGAUCACCUUCGACGAGGAGUUCCGGAUCCUGUACGCGCAGUCGGAACCGCUCGUCAUGGAAGGCGUCCCGAUGGCCAUCCAGAAGUACAGCUCCAUGCCCGAGCUGCAGAAACCGUACCAGCCAUCGUUCCCCGGGGUCAAGCCGGGCCUGGACUGGCCUGGGAAUCCCUACGCCGGCCAGACGGAGGUGGACGCCAGAGGAUUUCCUUUACUACGAAGGGACUCUGCCCCGGGGUGUUUCCCCACACAGCCCCAUGGCUUCCCUCCUCAGCACCCCAGUCUCUACCCUUCUCCUCAGCCCAAUAUCUUCCCCCCUCCUCUACACCAGCACCACAGACCCGGUGCUCUGGACAGAGGCAUGCCCUGUUUUCAAGCAUAUGGUGAAGCGAGCUCUGGAGCUGGCGCCUUCUAUCAGCAGUACCUGAUGCACAAGGAAAGGCAGAGCAUGGACGCUUUGGAGACGCAGAGCACUCACUCGCACAGGGACCAGUAUCAGUGUGAAAGGACUGGCCGGGAACCCACUUACGACCUCUUUGGGAAAUACAGACAGAGGCACCAGCACUCGGACCAGCUUUCAGAACCGGGUGGUCCACCCGGUCCACCUGGUCCACCCAUGGAGCAAGUGGACAAUUACGACCACAUGCUCAAGUUUUUACAAUCGCAGCCCUCUGCUGACAUGGGGCCGGGUCUUGGGCCGGGGGCAGGACUAGAGAAUUUGCCGGUGCCAGAAGGUCCGUACACGUCGAGUCGCAGGAGACAACGUUCAGGCCAGUCAUACGCCUGCCAGCCCUCCCCAACAUCACCCAGCCCUCACGAGGCCAACCGACUCUUCAUGGAACAGGGAGGUGGGGAACGCAAGCCAAAGGACGAUGAAGCUAAGAAAGGACUGCGAGACUGGAGGAUUCUGUCGUACCUCAGUGCGUAUGACGAUUCUCCUUCAGAGGACCAGGGGUUGGAUGUGGGAGACGAUUCACCUUUCUCUUCUCAGGAGUAUGAUCUUGACCCGCUAGACCCUAAAAUGGGUCUCAGAAAACCGCCCAGGAUGCCCUCUGCUUUCCUCCCCUCACGACAGAAGAGGCAAGUUCAGACGGAUGAUAUGAAAAACCAUCCGUCUGUGCAAAUAGAUGCCAUGUCAGGCACCUCAGAAUCAUCCACCAUCCCAGAGGACAAAAGGGCUGGGGAUGGAGCAGACAAGCAAGAAGCAGAUGCGAACGAGGACCUUCUUCGUAAGAAAGCGAAUCCCCCCCUUCAAAGAGCAUCAAGGCUGAGGAACUCCCUUCUCUUCAGUUCGAACACAGAGAAGCACAGAUCUCUCUUCGAUUUGGCCAAACCUAAAGAAGAGUACAAACCUGAGCCUCAGGAGAAAAGUUCUGAGAAGACGCUUUUGAAACAGCAAUCUGAGGCGACUGUAGUUGGGGAGGAACUGAAGCCUCCUGAACUUGCUCUCAGCCAACUACAGCGAUCGGCGUCAUUCAUGUUGGACGUGGACGACGCUGACAGCAGGCUGAUGUUCUUCAAACAGCUGGCUGCCCAGCGCAAAGCUGAAGCCAUGGCGAAGUCGGCCGAGGAAGCCGCAGAGAAGCCCCACACAGAGCUGGGUAAAACAGGAAGCAGCGCCCUUGACACAAGCCACAAGGCCACGGGACAGAAGCAACAGACCUCCGACACCUCACGCAAGCCAACAGAUCAGCCUGGGGGAACUGACUCACAGCCAUUCAAAGCUACAAAGGAUAAGGUUCCCAUCAUUACACUGCAUGUGUCAGAUUCAAAGUCAGUGGAAACGUUGAGUGCCGUGGAGGAUAUCACGUCCGAGGAUACCACAGCAGGCCAAGCUCAUGGUGUACUUCCACAAAUCGCGACAGAUGCUGAAAAGAUUGAGCAAAAGAGGUUACAAGAGCCUGCUGUCGCUAAGGACGCGAGUCUUGGGCCAAAUGUCAAGCAGAAGCCACUUGAUCCAGCCACUAAGCCUGCCAAAGAGGAGGGCACAGCCAUACCUUCAGACAUCAAGACUGAGUCACCAUCGAGCAUCAAACCUGUUCUGCCUGGCCUCUCUGCAGCAGCAGCAGCUGCCGAAAAAACAGUGGCGGCAACCAAAGACACGCCUGACGUCAUCUCAUCUGGGGAAGCUGCGCACGUGGCGAGUACAGGGACGGCGGAGUCAAGUGGAACCAAAAAAGAAGAGCUUGUGGAAAUGCGACCCAAACCCACUCUGCAACACGCCUCAAGACUGAGGAACUCCCUUCUCUUCCGGUCACGGUCAGAGCAGCAAGGAGCUCGGAGAAGGAGUAUCCCGGACUAUCUGGGUCAAGAUGGUGAACCAUCAUCUGCAGCAGUUGAUCCUGGCUCUCAGGACAAAGAGCUUAAAACACCUGAAGACUGUGCUGCAACCGGAACCCCGGCAGCAGAAGCAAGUCACCAAGGUUCUGCACAAGAGACAUGUCAGGGAGCACCUGAAGCAAAGCUUGGGGACACAUCAUAUAAAAGACAGGCCUCAUUCACACUGGGAGACAAAACCUGCCCCGUUGAGUUCCAGAACAAAGUUCUUCAGAGAAGCACGGCCAUGUUGGAUCUAUCGGACCCCUACUGCAGACUGCGGUUAUUCAGGGAGUUAGCUGCUCAACGCAAAGCAGGGCAGGCGGCAGCCAAAGAUGCUGAAACUGCUACGGGCGAAAUGUCUGAAGAGCCAGACGAACUGAAGGACACCUCUACAAAAGAGGGCAAUGUUUCAUCCCUACGCCGAAGCAGCUUCAAAGACAAGCCUGCUCCAAACCGCAUUGGCAGCCCAGAUUAUGAAACUGCAAACACAGAUGGGAGCUCAGGAACAGAGAGUUUCACGACAGCUCCCAACUCCCCUAGCACUCCAACCCCAACUGAGUUCAGCCCAUUAUCAGCGGCUCAGAAAGAGUCUAAAUCAGCCAUUGAACUUACUUCACCUGCAUCUCCACAGCCCACCUUCAUGAAAUGUGUUUCACCUCAGUCGACCUCUCCGACAGAGAUUAAGUCUGAUCAAAGUGCAGCCAAACAGCCGUCACCUUCAAGGACUUGUGCACCUUUGAAAUCAACCGAAGCAGACGGUACCUCAGCGGCUGGCCCCCUUUCACAGACAGUUAAAUACUCAAAUCCAAACUCCGCCCUCACAAAGUCUCCAACUGGCACUUCAUAUCCUUCCAAUCCACUGACACCCAGUUGUGAAUCAAGCACUGCCAAAACUAAAAAGGAAUGCCCAGCCACUAAGACAGAAGUCACAAGUCCAGGGAAAAAUGCUGCCAAUUGUUCCAUGAAAACUGGCUCCGAAUCAGCAGAUAGCUCCUCCCCAGCGAGGCCAACUUCGAUAGCUGUGGAGUCCCCAGUACAGUCACUUCCAGCUAAAAGCAACGUUUGCUCUGGAAUAACCCCAACAAGCCCAGUGGCUAGCAAUCAUGCAGCACUUAACACUGACUGCAGCUCAGUUUCUUCUUCCCCAAUGAAAGCUAGGCCAACAUCCCUGUAUUCCCCAACAGAACCCAAAUCUCCCUCUGCUGUCACAGUUACUGAUACAAGCUCUGCUUCAGCAUCUGUCAAAAGUGGCCUACGGCGCAAGAACAGCGCUAAAAAGAGCCCUACCACACCGGAGGUUUCACCAACAAAGCUCAAAUCACCCUCGUGUUUGAGGAAAAAAAACACACAGUUACAGGAUACCACUAGUAGCCUACAGAGCAAGGACAGUACUGGGAAAAGUCCAGCUGCCAGCACUCCUGAAACCACAAACACAGACUCAGUGUUUUCAUUUGUGUCCUCCCCAGUAAAGUCUUCUCCAACGGACGUGACAUUCCCAACAGAGAGCAAAUCACCCACCAAAUCUCCUGCCCUGACCCCCAAAUUAGAAAGGAAAGGCUCAAAAAGAAGAAGAAAGGGUUCAGUGCCCUCUAGCCCUCAGAGCCCACACAAGGAUACCUCAACAACUCCAGCAGUUGUUGCCAAGGACACGUCUGGUCAUGCUAACACUAGCUUAUCUCCUUUGUCCUCUCCAAAUCAAGCUAAUCCAACAGCAAGUGUCACCUCAGCAGAAGCUCGCUCCUCCUCUGUGACCAAUGACCCAGCAGCAACUAGUCCAUUUCCUGUAUCUAAAGGAACUUUAUCUCCCCAAAAACAAGACAGUCCAGUAUCUGACCUUUCAAAAGAGCAUUCUGGUCUGUCAAACAUUCCUGAAACAUCUGAGGCUGGCCACUUUCCAAAUCCGGCUGAAAGGGAGGCUUGCUUAAGCCCCAAGGCAUUUCCUACCAGCCCCCGUGAUCUGAAGACAGGGGUGGCUAGUUCACUUUCAGACGCUACCAAAACUGACAAAAGCUUCUUCCCCACAGCUGCUGAAACAUUCAUACCCCCCACCAGCCCAGUGUCAAUACCAUCAGCUUUACCAGUGAGUCCUGGGUCAGAUACACUCACAACAGCCACCGGUCAAGAAAGUGCAACGGAGGCACCUUUAUCUCCUGUCCUGACUGUCUCUGGAGGUUUUAGCCCUAACGUACAACCCUCUGUAGUAGAACCAGUCUCGGCUGCAGAUGGCUCGGGUAGCUAUGCCAGCGUCAUUGAUAAUGGUGUGACUGAGCGGCAGAGUGUCAAUAACAGUAGUGAUACCAAAGAAGUCCAAGUGAGUGGACAUGCCUCAGCAGACACAGCCAAGACAUCUGAGGAAACCCAGAGAGAGGAUCUCAGUGGUGCUACAUCCCAAAUCAAAGAUCCUGUGACCUCACCGUCAUUGGAGGAGUCGGAAGACCAAACGUCUGCCGCUGAGGAGCGGGCGAAAAGCACUUCACCUGCCAGCCGGUACCAGUCCUCCACGGCCAACGUGAUAUCCUGCAGCAACCUGCGAGACGACACCAAGGUCCUGCUGGAGCAGAUAUCGGCCAACAGCCAGAGCCGCCAAGCCGCCAAGCAGAACUUAACGCCGGCGCCAAGCACUGACGAUGCCAAAGAGGAGGAGGCAGAGAAGGGCGCAAACGAGAAGGGCAAGAGGACCACUGGCAGCAGGUUCCAGAACUGGGAGUCACACAUGACCAAGAACGAGCGCGACAGGUUGAUCACUGCCAUGGAGAGCAAGAGAAAAGAAAGGAGAGUUUACAGCCGCUUUGAGGCACUUUAGUUUUUGAAGGACAAUGACAAGAGAGGGAUGCAGAGGAGAAGACAAGUACCUCCUCGAAGCAGGCGUCAUGAAGUCAGGAAGCAGAGAGGAUGGGUCGUUUUGGAAGAAAGAGCACCCGGAUAGUUACGAGGACGUCCAGCAUGGGGUUGGAAAGGGUGAUCUAGUAUGUUGUGGGAAAGAACACAGGGGCGUUGUGUUAAUGUGAUGACUCUGCACUGGAAACGAAUGUGGUUGCUUGUUGCUUGGAGUAUUGAUGAAGAAAAGCAACACUGGAAUCUUGUCUUGAGAUGUGGUUUUGUAUUUUAGUGAUUGGAGCUGCAGUGUUAUUUUUUAACAGUACACAUACAAAAUGUUUUUUUUUCCUUUUUCACCUGACUGUCAACUGACCAGAGGACAUGUCUGACGCCCAAGGACGUGCAUACAGGACAUUAUUCUCAACACAUUUGUUGUCAUUUAUUUGCAUAGUGUUAACAGUCUCCUGUGUAUUAUAGAAUCAAAGUGAGUGUAUCCAAGGGCACUGUAAAUAGUGGGCUAUGUGUGGAGGCUGUGGAUGAUGAUAUUACACCAUGAAUUACGUAGGUAUUGCACAUAAUGGGAUGGUGAGAGGUAGUGGGACAGACGCAAAUUGAUCUCUCUCAGCACCAGCAUUGAGGUAGCAAAUCAAAUAUGACACUAUGGACUGUUCGUUAUUCAUUGACGGGGAGGGAAGUGUCAUGCCAUUUAGUUUUUGAUGUCCAUAUCAAUAUUUUUUUAAUCUAAAGUGGAAACACCAUUUCAAUGUCUGCAUAUGUUUCAAUGUAACACCUCCCCCUUUUGCUAUAAUUCAGGGGAGGGUCAUGCAAAAUUUGACAACCAAGGGGAGAAAUCUUCCGAAGACCCCCGACAAUAAAUAACGAACAGUCCCUUAUCAAUCAAUAGCAACACCGAAGUGACAACAGCUGUUCAAAAGCAAUAUUGAUGUGCCAUUGUGCUUUGUGUUCAAAUUGCAAGUAUUUUGAAGCUGUUGUUUGUUCUUUUUUUAAAUCAUUCCUGGCAAAUCUAAAAGUUCCAAGGUGCAACAUAUUGAACAGGUGAUGGUUUGAAAGUGGUUUUCCAUCACCUGAAGAGCCAUGGACAGUAGAGCUGGCUAUCACCUCCAUGGAUGGAAGUGGAGAGCCAGCUCUGUAGCCGCGGCGACCCUGUAGGCUCUUCCUAUUGGCUACUGUACAUCAAGGGCAGCCCACAAGCAUGGUGUUUACCAUAAAACCAUUGCACUCCACACUCAAUGUUUUUCCUUUCCAACCAUCUCUGCCAAAGUUUCUCACCCAUUCUACCAAUUUAUGAAGAAUUGUACGGCAGAUGUCCCUGACUGACUCACAGUAGCGUUACAUCCAUGAGAUAUUUGUGCACCUGGUGAUUCUUUUUUAUUAUUAUUUUUCCUCAAAAUUCAACACAAAGCCAGUGUCAGUCCAAACCUGUCAGUGGAGUUUAUAUGGAAAUGUCAAUAGAGGUGAACAAACAGAUGGAUUUGCAGUGAGAAUGACAUGGAUGUAGAACUGUGGUUCUCAACCUUUUUUGCGCAAACACCCCCUGCACCUCAUCCUAAGCCUGCCAAUGCCCCCUUUACGAUUACAAAAUUUAAAUGGACUAAUGCCCCCAAUGACAACUAAGCACCACCCCUGCUCAACUUUAUCCCUCUCAACCCACUCAAUUGCCACUUACUAUAUUUUUUCUGGCUUUUUCUGUAAACCACAGUUUCUGUGACACACAGAUGCUAUCGUACACAAAGACCAAAUGAAACAAAAAAGCACUCAUGAACAAUUGUAGUUUACGGCACAUGCAAAAGAGCACACUCACAUCUGAAUGUCUGUGAGCAAGUAUCUUUCUACUGUUACAUUACAUUACCACUGCCACUUUACCCAUUCCCUGCAUUUACACAACAUUCCCUUUUAUUUUCUUCUUUUUUGUAUCUGUUGAAAAUCAAAUGCAUCUCUACCAGCUUUGGUAUCGAACACAAUGUAGUAUGAUUAAGGUGUAUAUUUAUAAAAUUCCAUUUGUAUAUAUGAGAAAGGUUUAUGGGAUGAAUACCAUGUACAUGA